UUUUAUAUACGGCGGGGCACUUACUAUGGGAUCAAUAUUUCACAAGUUAAUUAACGGGAGUGUUUUGGCCACCAAUGAUGUGGUCAUAGUAUCAGUAAAUUACCGAUUGGGACAGUUAGGUUUUUUAUAUGGUGGCGAUCAGGCAGCACCCGGUAAUCUAGGAUUUUAUGACCAACUGUUAGGAUUGAAAUGGGUGAGAGAUAAUAUUCAUGAAUUCGGUGGAGACAAGGAUCAGAUUACUAUAUUUGGUGUGAGCGCCGGUGGUUGGUCCGUAUCGGCACAUCUACUCUCACCCCUAUCUAAGGGUCUAUUCAAAAGAUCUAUUAUCCAAAGCGGGGCUCAAAUGUAUCACAAGGAUAGACCAGUUUUGGGAACUGUAGAGGCGUUGAGUAAAGCCAAGGAAACGGCCCGCAAAUUGGGUUGUGAUCCGUAUGAUUACAAAUGGUUGGACUGUUUGCGAGCCAUUGAAAACCCGGACCUAUUU
Messenger RNA from Oppiella nova, 484 nucleotides. Lineage: Eukaryota; Metazoa; Arthropoda; Arachnida; Sarcoptiformes; Oppiidae. The record is from the annotation of a GenBank genome assembly.